AACUGCCCUUGUUGUUCUCUCCGUUUGUUGCCAAGGGCAACCGCGCAUCUCUCAAUUUGUGCGUUCUUGUUCUUCGCCUCUGUUUUCAACCCUUUAACUAGGGUUUGAAUAUAAGAAGAAAAACGGAUUUCUGGUGUUUCUCUGCUGCUAAACCCCAUAGGUUAGGAGAGGCGAAGAGGAGGUGGCUUAUGGCCCAGCUCAAUGUUAAAAGAUAGACCUGGGUCCAAGGUCACCUAGACAGUCCCGCCCCUUCGCUCCUCCUAUCUAUUUUACUCUCCUUAGUCUCCUUAAUCAGUACCAGCUGGAGUUUCAUCAAGCAUAAUGUCAAAUGUGGUUGUUUGCAUGUUUUGGUUGCGAAUUUUGGCCGAAAUUCGUCACCAAAUCGGCCGAAGCGACGAUAGCUGCGAGAUCAGAUCACUCCGCCGGUUUUAUACGGCAAACGAAAUCAAAAUGACGAAGUUGUCGAGAGAGUUUCCUUUGGACGCGGCGAAGAAGUUCUGAGGGAGGCUGCACUCAGGAUGGCCCCAAAUGCCUUCUCGCCAACUUGCCCUUUGGCUGCCAACUGGAUAUCGGGUAUCAAAACCCCACGAUUCACCUUGAUAUCCGCAAUGACACUAAACUGCAGACUGCAAAAAAGAUCUUCAAUGACCUGCAGAUGAGUCAUGGGCAGCUGACGCGGGAGCAAGUCUCGUCUGCUCCUGCUUCCACAGACAAUCAACAAGGCGCACUCCUUGACUACAGCUGUGUGGAACAGUCAGAGGAUGGUAUCAUGCGAGGUGACCCAAGGAAGGCCCAGCUGGGGUCAUUGGUGACCGUUUGCCUCUCCAACAAACUCAACAUCUACGGGUCUGUCCAGCACGCUGACUUUGCAACAUUGGUCGACAGAGCCCAAAGGAAGCUAAGCAGCGCAACAAACUGCGGCGAGAACAAGAAGAGGCAGCUGCUACCCAGCCGAAGAAGCCAAAGGUUUCUUCCAGAGGGCCAUCAACUGGAUCAACUGGAUGUUUGUUGGUGGUGCCACAGAUUAGUGCACUAAGCCAUCGAGUUUGGCGGCUGGUGAAAGUUUCCUUUGGGCGGCGAAGAAGUUCUGAGGGAGGCUGCACUCAGGAUGGCCCCAAAUACCUUCUCGCCAACUUGCCCUUUGGCUGCCAACUGGAUAUCGGUUAUCAAAACCCCACGAUUCACCUUGAUCCUUGAUAUCCGCAAUGACACAAAACUGCAGACUGCAAAGAAGAUCUUCAAUGACCUGCAGAUGCAUCAUGGGCAGCGGACGCGGGGCAAGUCUCGUCUGCUCCUGCUUCCACAGACAAUCAACAAGGCGCACUCCUUGACUACAGCUGUGUGGAUCAGGCUGAAGCUGGCAUCAUGCGAGGUGACCCAAGGAAGGCCCAGCUGGUGUCUUUGGUGAACUUUUGCCUCUCCAACAAACUCAACAUCUACGGGUCUGUCCAGCACGCUGACUUUGCAACAUUGGUCGACAGAGCCCAAAGGAAGCUAAGCAGCGCAACAAACUGCGGCGAGAACAAGAAGAGGCAGCUGCUACCCAGCCGAAGAAGCCAAAGGUUUCUUCCAGAGGGCCAUCAACUGGAUCAACUGGAUGUUUGUUGGUGGUGCCACAGAUUAGUGCACUAAGCCAUCGAGUUUGGCGGCUGCUCUUUAAAUCAUCAUGCUGAAGGCAGUCAUUUUAAUUGGAGGACCUCAGAAAGGAACUCGAUUCCGGCCCUUGUCUCUGGACACACCAAAGCCUCUGUUCCCUGUGGCUGGUUUACCAAUGAUUCAGCACCACAUUGAGGCAUGUGUGAAAGUGGAAAACCUCAAGGAAAUCAUUAUUCUCGGCUACUACCCUGUCUCGGAACUUGCUCAGUUCAUCAAUGACAUGACCCAGGAGUACAAAAUCAACAUUCGGUACCUACAAGAAUACACCGCACUUGGGACAGCUGGAGGAAUUUACCACUUCCGCGACCAGAUUCGCUGCGGCAACCCUGAGGUCUUUAUUGUUCUGAACGGGGAUGUUUGUGCCGAUUUUCCACUCACGGACAUGGUCGAGGCGCACAAGGCCAGAGAGAACUCAGCCCUGAUUACAGUGAUGGCCACUGAGGCCACCAGGCAGCAGUCCCUCAACUACGGCUGCAUUGUCGAGGACAAAAGGACACACUCAAUCACCCACUACGUCGAGAAGCCAUCGACCUUUGUGUCUCCUCUCAUCAACUGCGGUGCUUACGUCUGCUCGAUUGCCAUCUUUCAAAUUAUCGCAGCUGCCUUCACUAAGAAGCAGGAACAGUACUACAAUGAGGGUCAUGAAAAUGGCAAUGGUGCUGGGAAAGAGGCCAUCCAGUUGGAGCAGGACAUCCUGAUGCCUUUGGCCGGUACAGCUCGAGCCUUUGUCUACACAACUUCGAGGUGGUGGUCGCAGCUCAAGACGGCAGGUUCGGCUAUUUAUGCAAACAGACACUACCUCCAGCUGUACAGGAAACAGGGUCAAACCUCCCGACUUCUGCAGGGAGAGGCUCCAAAAAUCAUUGGUGAUGUUCAUGUUCACCCAACAGCUUUGGUUCAUCGAACCGCAGUGCUUGGGCCAAACGUAAGCAUAGGUCCGAAUGUUGUUGUUGGCCCAGGUGCAAGAAUCCGGGAGUCAAUCCUGUUGGAAGGUGUGCAUAUUGAAGACCACAGUGUCAUUCUGCAGAGCAUCGUUGGCAAGAGCUGCACAGUUGGAGCGUGGGCCCGAGUGGAAGGCACACCUUGUGACCCCAACCCAAAUAAGCCUUUUGCCAAAAUGGACAAUGUGCCUCUUUUCAAUGCUGACGGCAGGCUAAAUCCUUCCAUCUCAAUUUUAGGAUGCAAUGUCUCUGUUCCUGCGGAAGUCAUUCUUCUCAACUCCAUAGUCCUGCCUUAUAAAGAACUCACCAGGAGUUUUAAAAAUGAAAUAAUUUUGUAAAGAAAAAAUUCAGCAAACAUAUUACAUUUUUUAUUAUAUUUGAAUUCUUGAGUUAUGAAAGUUGUGUUGGUUUUAUGUUCUGCAAUAAAAAAACCUUUGCUUUAUUUUGCACUAUUAAAAAAAAAUAUG
This is a messenger RNA of Neocloeon triangulifer, 3064 nucleotides long. It is a transcript of the gene Gmppa, whose product is annotated as mannose-1-phosphate guanyltransferase alpha-A. NCBI's taxonomy places the organism in Eukaryota, Metazoa, Arthropoda, Insecta, Ephemeroptera, Baetidae. The coding region runs from base 1667 to 2935 and encodes 422 amino acids. Gene Ontology annotation, cellular component: cytoplasm. The transcript is spliced from 14 exons. Gene Ontology annotation, biological process: biosynthetic process. The record is from RefSeq and is a predicted model, not a curated record.